AUGGCGCGAAGUCGCUGGAUCUGGAGGAUCCUAGUGGCGGCUUGCGCUGCUUGCUCCCUGGUGUCUGGAGUGGAGGACCCUUGCCAGGGCACAGAUCGAUGGUCCAAACUGAUCGCAGUACAAAGAGUUGGGCCUCAGAUUCGCCUGGUGAUCUUUGAUGCAAGGACUGGCGGUUCUGAGACCCUCAACGUCGCUGAGAAGAUCUCUUGUGACUGGUCAUCAUCCCUUGCGAUAGACAGCACAGAGAACAGGCUGUACAUCCAAACCGCAAACAACCUGAGCUCGUUGGAUGUGACUGCGUUGACAUCUACGACGAUUCGGCUUCAAGGCCCAAAUGACUAUGCCAAUGGCUUGUGGAACUUGGCGUUCUGGGAAGGCGGUGGAUACCUGGUAGCAAUGCUACCCAACAGAAACACAACGGGGAUUAUCAAAGUCGAUCCGAACGAAGGUAUUGUUCAGGAGUUGCAUACGGUACGGGGAACACCAAUCAAAGGACUGUUUUGCUUGAGCAGAUUCGAGGGAUCAUAUUACUUUGUCAUUCGCAAUGUAUCACAAAGUCUUUUGUGUAAGGUUGACCUGUAUGGAGGGACUGCUGAAGGGUGGUCAGAAGACGCGUUCAAGGACCUUGUAUCGAUACAUUGGGAUGGGAACGAUGCUCUGGUUGGAAUCUUCUUGAAUAACAACAGCAAAGCAGCCCUGUUACGCAAAAUCCAUUUCAACUCACGACUGAUCAGCGACAUUGUUGACGUACAAAACAUCAUGAGCAGGGACAGCUUUGCUUUGCUUGAUAAUCAGCACCUGGCAGAUUCCCAGGUGAUUCUGCCAAGUCCGGCAGGUCCUUGGAUCAUUUCGAGAAAUUCCAUGUCUCGAAGUCUUGGCUUGUUUCAGAUCUGCCAGAGGAAGUUUGUGAGCCUGGAGUCCCAGUCAGCCAUCGGCAUGGUGGUCUGGUAUCCAGCGGUUGCACAAGUGAAUUCAAGUGACAUGUACAUAAUGGGGAACCUGUCAACGACUGUCUACGGCCUGAACUUCGGCCUGCGAUCGACCACACAGCGCUUUCAGAUGGAGGGUGUCGUCCGACCCGCAGUCUGGGUAUCAGACUCAGCCAUCCAAGUGACAGUCGGAUCGACAGACUUUACGGGGAGAGAGAGGGGGGUCCUGGAGAUCAGGAAUGAUAACAUCGACCUGACUGUCAUCUAUCGCGAUUACUGGAAGGAUAUGAUGCCCUCCGACGGAUUGCUACUGGUCCAGGAGGGCGUUCCGACCAAGGUGUCAAUUUACGGCCUCUUCAACCUGUCGAAGAGGUACUUCUGCCAGUGGAACUUGACAAACUUCUGUCACAUCAACGAGGGUUGUUGCUACGAUGUGGCACAGACGAGGCCGCUGUCGAUCCAUGAGAUCACCUGCAACCUUCCCAGCUCGUUCGGUCAAGGCAGCUGCGAUGGUUUCUCCUGCGUCAGGAGGAUCCCGUUCAAGCUAGUGGACGAGUUCGACUCGGAGGUCCCCUGCUCUGCAGGGUCUCAGUGCGUGCAAGGCUUCACCAUCCAUCCAGCUGCGGCUGUCCGUCUGCACUUGAUCCAAUCGACAGCCGUUGCAACAGCUGGGAAGGUGCUGGACCCGCCCUUCAGCGUGACCGUCGUUGAUGAACACCUCAACACAGUCCCCACCGUUCAGGGCCAGGUCAGGGUGAAGUGCUACCAGCAGUGCAUGACUGGGGGUGAGAUCAAGAUGGCUGGGAACAUCACCGUCGAGAUCUACCGGGGGACGGCUCUGUUCACUGACCUGGCGAUCGAGACGGCUGGUAAUCUGAUGCUCCUCUUCGAGGCCGAGGGUCUUUCAGUGCUCCCCGUGCGCUUCAACAUCACCGUCUUCCCGGCGGAGGCCGACCACCUGACCGUUGAUGUUCAGCCACACCAGACCAUCGCAGGCUCGCCCAUGCUGGUCCAGCCGACAGUGCACAUCCUGGACAAGUACGACAACGUGGUGAGGGAAGGUCAGCACUUGGUCCGCGCGCAUCUCAUCCAGGAGACGUACACCUUCGACACUCCACCCAACGUCACCACCUGCCAAGACCUCCAGGGAAUUGCGCAGAACUCCAAGUGCUUCCAGUUCUGCACAGGCAGCAACAGGAUCGAAGACGCCGUGCUGGGCAACAGCUCAGUGCUCUCGAGCGGCGGGGUGGUUGCCUUCACCGACCUCUCCAUCACGGCAGGGACGUCGCGACCGAUUCGGCUCCACUUUGCCUCCGAUGGACUCCUGGCCACGACCUCUGACGCGCUCAACAUCUCUCACUCGAACUUGUCCCACAUCUGCACUUGUCGAGGCCUUCAUCCCUCGUACGUGAGCAUGGUUGACAUGGACAUACCGCUUGUGUACCUGCUUGACAGCUGGAACAACAUCUUGACGCAUCCUCGGGGCCCAAUCUCUGUGCGGGCCAGCCUUCACGAGAAUGCAACGUGCCAGAACUUUACUGCUGGUGGUCAUCUCUUCGGCAUGGCGGAGGCUGGGCCCGAGCUGGGAGUUGUGACCUUCAGCAACCUGCAGGUGAACACGGUCAGCGAGUGGUACUUCAUGAGGUUCGAAGACGAGGGUCAGUUGACCUCGAUCACAUCCGACACCUUUGCUGUCCGGGUUGGGGUACCUCACCACCUCUCUAUCACCCAGCAGCCGUCCGACGGUGUCGCCAUGCAGCCCCUGCCGCGUCAACCUGUCGUGCACGUGCUCGAUGCCGGCAACAACACGGUCCCGCAGCAGCUCCUAGUCAACAUCUCUCUCCAGCACUCGGGGGGGUACGCUCUCCUGCCCAACGUGUCGCUCCACCAUUGGGAAGGAGAGCAUCUCUUCGGCAGCACCUCCGUCCUCUCCCAGCGGGGUGUGGUCACCCUCACCGACCUCUACAUCUCGCUCGCAGCCAUGGACUUCCAGCUGAUCUUCACCUCCUCCUGCUGCCUUCAGGCGGAGAGCGACGCCUUCGAGAUCGUCUUCGGCCCGGCAUGGCGCUUGGCAGUGGCGGUUCAGCCUGGGAACGGCAGCGGGGGCCUCCCUCUCGAGUCCCAGCCUCAGGUUGACGUGCUGGACCAGGGAGGAAACAGAGUCUUCAACUCUAGCGCGACCGUCGUUGCUCUUCUGACGUUCAACCUGACGGCUGAGGAGGCCGAGGCGCUGUCGUGGAACCGCUCUGGAUCGUGCGCGGAGCAGCUGGAGUGGAUGGUAGGCAACGCCUCGGUUGUGUCCAGCAGCGGCCGAGCUAACUUCACCAACGUCGGGGGGAUGCGAGCUGAGAAAGGAUACAGGUUCUUCUUCUGCUCCGUUGAGCUGUACGGGGCCUUCAGUGAGCCCUUCGAUGUGCUGGUCGGGCAAGUCUUCGCCCUCAAGUUCUUCGUCGGAGUCUCCGACGUCGUCGCAGCUGAGCCGCCGGCCCGGCCAGCCCGGGUCUGCCUGGUGGACCGAGGGGAGAACAUCGUGCUUAGCAGCUCAAUCGAGAAGAUCGAGGUGGUCCUAGUGUCUUCCCAACUCAGCUGGACUGUGAACGUCUUGUCCGCCUGCAUCUCUACAGCUGGGGUCCUGAUCAACAAGGCAGGCACCUACCGGCUCGCCUUCUCCCUCCCCGUGAGCGAGCAAGGGAAGGCGGAGAACUCUAGCCUCCUGCUCGUCAGCGACUCGUUCCGCGUGCUGGUCGGGGCUCCCUUCGCUCUCUUCCUGCAGGAUGCGAUCAACUUCACAGAGAUCAUCGCCGGGCACGCGUACGACCGCUCCCUCCUCGUCUCCGUACUGGACAAGGGAGGGAACGUGGUGACCAACUACUCGAACCCUCUGCAAGUUUCUCUCCAAGACGGCAACGAGACGGUCGCCAACACCUCCCUCUCCUUCUCUCUCGCUUACGCCGACGGGACUUUUACCAUCUCCAACCUCACGACUUGCCUCAUCGGAAGUCGCUUCUCCCUCCUCCUCACCUCGGGCGAGCUUCCCCACCUCCGCACCGCUCUUUUCGUCUCCCGAUCAGGUGAGAUCGCAGACAUGAGGAUCGUCUCGCAGACGACUUCGGCCGUGGCUGGGACGCUGUUCUCCCCCAUCAACUCCAUCGAGAUCAUCGACAAGUGCGGCAACCGGGCCUUCGGCUUUGCGGACGGGGAGAGGGCCCUGGUCGAGCUUGUCAACGCCUCCUCCUCCGUCCGUUUGUACGGGAUCAACUCCUCCUUCCUCCAAGACGGAGUCGUCCAGUUCAGCGAGCUCAUGAUGACGAAGGCAGGUCAGUCCUACUUUCUGCGCUUCGUUAUCCCGGAGCUCUUCAACGUUCCCCUUUCCAUCCUCAGCCUUCCGCUGGUCGUCCAUCCCAACACAGCAAGCAGCAUCUUCGCGUCCACGACAGGGGAGGGCCUCUUCAAGGUCGACGAGCCGCUCGGCUUCCUGAGCGUGCAGGUGCUGGACAAGUACAAGAACGAAGUAGAGGCCGGGAAGGAGCACAACAUCAGUGUCGAGCUGCUGUCCAUCAGCUCCAAGACGAUAACCAAGGACUGUGUCGGCUACAUGGCAUGUGACGUGGAGAUCGACGUGGUCGAGCAGGACUUCGUAGCUUUCGCCUUCCUCUCCGUCUCCCUCACCUGCACAGACUUCGAUCACAAAACAGAGUUCGUGAGGCUCUACGGGGUGGGAAACGAGCCGGUCAUUCUAGACGGAGAGAGUGAAAUGUGCAUGGGAAGCUGUGCGCGGACUGAGACUGUCCUCCACCGCCUCGACGUCACUCAACUGGCGCGGGGAGGGAAACUUUCCCUGAGCCUGCAGGCGACAGAGGAGGUCAACUACUACCCGUGCGACGGCAACUUCGUUAUCGCUACCUUCGAGCUCAUCCUCUUCCUCGGCACCCCCUCCCCCUCCUUCGGUACCCAGCAUGUGCUGGUUCAGACCCACCGCAGCCUCGAGGACUUGUCGAUCCUCACGACAACGGGAGACUACCUCCUCCUCUUCCAGGACGUCGACCGGAACCUGUCCUUCCACUUCGUCAACUUCACGCUGCUACCCGGGAAUGCGGUCAGACUCCAGAGCGUCCGGUCCCCUGCUGGAGGGAGAGGAGGGGAGCUGCUAGACCCGCAGCCUAUCGUGCAUGUGGAGGACGCGGGUGGGAACCUGAUCUCGGAGGCGACUGUCAAUGUUUCUGCCUCCCUCAUUCAGGCGUCUCAGGGGAAUCUGUCCUCCAGCCUGCGGGGCGGUACUGUGCUCCACUCCCAGCUGGGAGUGGCUGCCUUUACCGACCUCCUUGUCCUCCUCGCCCCGGACACGUACAAGCUUCUCUUCUCCGCCCAGGGUCUGGCGACGGUUGCGAGCGGCUCCUUCAACGUUACCAUCGGCCCCCCGCGUUUAGUCUCCAUCCUCACCAUGCCCUCUUCCAUCGUCAGCGGCGAGACCUUUGCUCCUGUCCCUGUCGCCCAGCUGGCUGACCUGGGACGGAACUUCGUGGAGGAGGAGAACGUCCUUAUAACGGCUGACAUCGCCGCCAACGGAGGAGUCGACGGGGAGCUGGUGGGCGAGACAACGAGGGGGACCAACGCUAGCGGAACUGCGACGUUCGGCGCUAUUACCAUCCACAAGGCAGGGGAAGGCUACUCGCUAUCCUUCCGCUUCCCCUCCGUCGUCUCCCCCGAGUCCUCCACUUUCUUCAACGUCACCGCGGGGACGGCAGACAGGUUGAGGAUGCGCAUCCAGCCAGUCGGAGGGGAUGCGGGAGUCGCACUGAACCCUCAGCCGAGCCUUGAGGUAACGGACAGCUACGGCAACGUGGUGAGAGAGACGAUCGGGGGGCUGACAGUCCAGCUGCUCCCUACCUCAGGGAUCUUCACCCGGCCAGAUGGGGACGAGAGGUUCGAGGGGACGGGCUAUGUGCAGGAUGAAGAAGGGGUUAUCCACUUGUACAACCUGACGGUCAAGGUGGCGGGGGGAGGCUUCCGCUUCCGCUUCGGAAGUGCUGUGCUAGCGAGCGCAGACAGCAACGAGUUCGCGGUGAGGAGCACGGCAGACAUGCUCGUGCUGAGCGGGAGGGCGCUGGUGAGCGGGAGGACGACGGAGACGUUUGGCAACUCGAGCAUACGCACGCUCCUACUGGCGCUGGCUUCCGUGGGGCAGGUGGACCCGACGAGCAUCGAGGUGCUGGGGGUGGUGGACCUGAAGCUGCGGAGGAGGAGGCUGCUGGUUCCAUCGGUGCAGGUCGCGUUCGAGAUCUCUACUUUCGCUUCCCUCCCUGCCCUGACCCUCAACGCGGUCAAUGGCUACCUGGCCCAGCACAACAGCUCCUUCCUCCUCCUCCAGCUCGAUAUCUUCGUCAAGCCCGCGUCCCUAGACUCGUGGCAGGGGCUGUGGGUGGCCGCGCCCAACGUCUCAGCGGGGGUCAAGGAGGAGCGCUCAACCUCCUCGCUCUCUCUCUUCCUCCAGUCGUUCCGCUCGCACCCUCCCCUCAGCUGCCAGGGAAGGCCGCAGGACAGCAACCAAGUCAGCAUGUUCUGCUAUGAUGCAGAGCAGAGCCUCUUCGGUGCCGUCUCGCUCAUCAGGAGCGGAAAGUCGAUGCAGGGCAUCAUCUCGAGCAAGCACCUCCUCUCCCAGCAGUUCACCGGAGUUCAGCACAUCAACUCCUUCCUCUUCAGCGACGUCAACGGGCCCGUGCGCGCAGUCGUCCUCUCGUCCUCCUUCCGAGACUCGCCCGGCAACGCCCCGUCCCCGCUCCUCUCCAUCUCCCUCGUCGACGGCCAGCUGAAUUACACCAAACUCCACGACCUCUACACGGAGGGCGCGGUGGCCUCGAAGCAUCUGAGUAUCUUCGGCAAGGACUACCUCUUCUUUGCGAACCACUUCGACUUCUACAUGCAGAGCUACGUCACCUGCUCCUUCAUCUACACCUACGAGAGGUACCUCGGCAGCUGGAGGAGAGCUGGGCAGGUGGUGACGUUCGGCGCGUCGGCGGUUGAGGCCUUCCAGCUGGACGGGGAAAGCUACGUGACGAUAGCAAACUUCUACAAUGGGAGCGACUACGAGCUGCCGUCGAGCAUCUACCGCAUCUCCUUCUUCAACGCCGAGCAGGUUGAAGACACCAACGUGCACCUGACGGCCGUCCAGACCCUCCAGACCAACGGGGCCCGGGACGUGAAGAAGUUUGAGAGGGGACAGCACCAGUACCUCGUCUUCACCUCCCAGAUGGGAAACCGUGUCGACCUCUUGCUGUGGGACGGCGAUCUGUUCCAGCCUCUUGCGCCCCUCGUCGUUGUCCAGCCCACCUUCAUUGAGGUCUCCUCCUCCUCCUCCUCCGUUUUGGUAGCAAUCGCGUCAGCGGCGGGAGGCGUGAGUGUGUUCAAGCUCGGAGCAGACCACAGUCUCGUGCUUCUGCAGAACGUCAGUUCUGACAUCGUCAGCUCCCUCCGCUUCAUCGACCUGCCCCAGUACCUCCCGCACAUCCUGGGUUACAAGGCAGCGCAUAAGUGUAUCCUGUGGGCCUCCUCGCCGUACCAAGAAGAGCUUGGGAUGAUUCGGAUCUUCUGCAAUGAUGCCAGCAGCCCCGAUCGCUUUUCCCUCACCCACGAGCUCCCCAGCUCGCACGCCACCGCCGUCUCCCUACUCGACUUCUCCACCGCCUCCUUCGACAGCUUCCUGCUCUCGGCCAGCGGGUGGAAGGGCAGCAACGCGCUGGAGUACUUCCACUUGGACUCUCUGACCAUGGCGAGGGAGGCGGACAGGAUCUCGAGCCCGUACCUAGACUCUUACGACCUUUUCCUGCAGAACUCCAGCUAUCUCAUCUCCUCCCAACUCUGGGACGGCAACCAGUUCGCCAAGAUCGGCACCCUCCGAUCAGCUUGUGUCCAGCUCAAUUCCACUGCGGGUGACACCCUCACCACCAACGUCUCGAGCGUUGUGGAUGAGAGUGGGGCCGUCGUCGUCCAGAACUUCUCCUUCCCCGUCACCUGCAAGCCCGUCACGCUGCAGUUUGCGCAUCCCUUCCUUUUCUCCGACCCUAGCAGAGUCUUGAGCGUCAUCCCCUACCCCGGAACCUCCGCGUCUCUGUCUUUCUGCGCUGACCUGACCGUCUCGAGCCUCAACUCAAGCGAGCUGCUUGCCCAGCUUGGCAGCCAAUUGGACUUGACCGCUGAGACCGUUACGCCGUUCGACGCUCCUCCCAGCUCGCUCAGCUGCUUCCGCCUAACCUUCAGCAGCAACGACCAGCUCGUAACUGCCAUCAGCUACUCUCAGUCUCCGGCAUUCGCAGCCCUCGGCCUCUCCAACUUCACCUACCAGCCGGCCGCCCCAGCUCACGGCUCCCUCCUCAGCCUCCUUGGCUGUUCCCAGCUGGAGGGAGGGCGGUGCCACGUUGUCACCAACGAGACUUUCUCCGCGGAUCUAGAGCUCCGCGACUGCUUUCUCCAUCCUCUCUCCUUCUCUCGAGGUCCUCUCCAGCCGCACGUGCAGUCGAAGCCCUCGGGAAGCUUCCUCGCCUCCUCUGCCGCCUUCACCAGCCCCAGCCCAGCUGCCUUGAAGUUUUCUCAGCUCAUUGUAACCCGCAGCGGAAAUUUCGAGCUGGACUUCUCCCUCCCCGGCUUCCUCAGCCUUUCAGCUCCUCUCUCCUCCGCCCUCCGCUCCUACUGGAACGACCAGCUGGGCGGGGCUCUACAGGGCUCCCUCUCACAGACAAGAGGCUCCUCCAUUUCUUCCUGGAGGGAGGAAGUCCUGGUGCUCGGAGGAGGAGGAGGAGGAGUGACGGCCCAAGGAGCUCAGCUGCGCUUAUUGAACACAGCCGACCUCAGCGUAAAGCUUGCAAACACAACAGGAACUCGACCUCCUCCUCUGGUGGGCCAUGCUACCGUCGUCUGCCAUGGCAGCCUGUGGGUACUGGGGGGGCGGAAUGCUCAGACGGAGGAGCAGGAGGAGGCGCUCUACAGGCUGGACCUGCAGGAGAUGAGCUGGACUAGCUUCAACGGGCAGGCCUGCAGGCCUGUCAACCUGGUCGAUCCGCACCUCACAUGCUCAGAGCGCUACCUGCUCACGCUGGUGAACCAGUCGCAGGUGAGUGGAGGGUGUGCAGGAGCAGGAGCAGCAGUGGGCGAUGGGCCUGUGCUCCUGAGAUACUCGUUCGUUCACGAGAGCUGGGGCAUGCUGCAGUUGGCCUCGAACUUCCCAGCGUCCGCUCCUCCUCCGCUCCUCUUUGGGGAUGCCAACCUGAGCUCUGCAUACCUUGUCGACGGAGCAGAUCGAUUGUUCAAGGUCGACCUGGAUGCGAACGUGACCACAUACCUCAGCUCCAUCUCACCAGGAUCGCACAUCCUCACGUCCUACGACUGGGUGGCGGCUGAGAAGACACGGUUCCUGUUCGUCCUCCCCUCGGACUCCCCCAGCAGCCCUUCAGCCGUCAGGGUCCAGCUGCUGGACCUCUCCGACGAGGCCAAUCCCCUCUUCAUCGACCUCCUCAACUCAGCCCGCUCUUUCCCCAACAUGACAAGUGCCAGGCUCACUCUUCUCUCCCAGCAUCGCUUCCUCCUCAAGGUUGACAGGAGCGGGCAGGACACCAGCACCCUCGUCCUCCUCUCCUUCUCCAAGAGCCUCCAGCUCCUCCUCCGGCCCCGAGGGCUCCCGGCCACUGCCAUGGUCGGCGACAUCCUCCGCCUCGACCCCCUCGGGAUCGCCGACCUUGGCGGCUCACUCAACACCCUUGACAACUCUACGGAGGUCAGGGUGUCAGUCCAGGGCCAGCUGGCCUCUGGCCUGCUGGCGGGCAGGACGGUAGUGAAGGCGGUGGGAGGACGGGCCUUGUUCACCGACCUCCGGGUAGUGACGCUGGUGAGUCGCUCCCCUCUCAGUCUCGUCUUCUCCUCCCCCGGGCUCCUGCCCUUCCGCACACCCCCCCUCGUCCUCCGCCCGGGCUCCGUCCGGAGCCUCCGGCUGUCGCAGGAGCCCCUGGGCGUCUUCGUGGGGGAGGCGUUCUACGAGCAGCCAAAGGUGGAGCUGCUGGACGAGGGAGGAAACGUCGUCGACUACGAUCGGUUCUCGCUUGUCACAGCCCAGCUGACGUCGAGCAACGGCUCGGUCAUCGAGGAACUUGCUGGUACGGCGGCGGUGAAGGUUGAGAACGGAGUCGCGUCCUGGUCCGACCUCAAGAUCCUUUCCGCCCCCUCCUCCCCAUUCUUCCUCUCGUUCUACAGGCCUGGAGUCCCCCGGCUCCUCGUCCAGCUCAACUUCACCUCCUUCUCCAGCACGUCCCUGCAGGUGGGGAACGUGACAAGCAAGGAGGUUGUGAGCGGAAAGCCCUUCAUCCUCCUGGUCGAGAGGGUCAUCCCGGAGGUCGGCAGCCGAGUCAUCGGCAGCGACGACUCAACGCAGGUGACGGUCCAGCUGGUCGGGGAUGAGGCGGCGAGUCUGGGAGGUCAAACGACAGUGACGAUGACGGGAGGAGUCGCGACUUUCUCGGACCUCGUUAUUGACAAAGCAGGGCAGAACUACUCCUUCCUGGUCUCUGCCGCCUCCUCUGACGGGCAGGCGCUGACUGCCCGCUCUGCCCGCUUCGUCGUCCUCCCUGCUCAAUACUUCCGCCUUUCCAUCGUCGUUGAGGCAAACUCUGCCUAUGGAGGAGAAGCUUUUGCUGUACAGCCUGAGAUUGAGCUCCUCGACCUGCAGAACAAUCGCGCCACCCUCGACGACCACACGCGAGUAGCCGUCGAGCUCGUGGCCGCGGAUGGUGGAGGAGGGAAAAUCUGCGGGAAGACGAUCAGGACAGCCGAGCAGGGGCUGGUCAAAUUCACAGACCUGGCGGUUGACCGGUCAGGGAGCUACACGCUUCGCUUCUCCGCCUCCUCCUACAACGAGACAGUCUGCUAUUUCUCUCGACUCUCCUCCCCGGACGUCAACUGCUCCUGCAACUGCAGCGUGCAAGGCGCUCCCUUCGCCGUUGACGUCGGCGGGCCGUACAGGCUAGUGGUCCAGCGAUCACCCUCCAACGGGACCGGGGGCACGGCGCUGCCCACCCAGCCUCAGGUGGGUGUGGUAGACAGGGGAGGAAACUACCUGCAGCAGGUGGCGCCGGACCUCAGCGUUUCAGCCUCCCUUGAGAUCCCAAGGACGGACAUCAGCGACUUUCUCGUCCUCCUCUCGUCCUUCCCGACGUCCUCCGUGCUCGGCAUGCUCCACCUCCGGGUCCAACGUGACGACUACGUCGUCUUCGCCUCGUUCGAGGCCAACGGCGAUACCUCUGUCAACUCAACCGUCUACAUCCUCAACACCCAGGGCCAGCUGGUCCCUCAGCUGGACGUGUUGACUAGCGGGGCGAGCGACUGGUCGACCUUCAAGGUGGAGGAGGAGCACUUCCUCGUGCUCUCGAACCUCUUCGACGCGUCCACGAUGCUCUUCGACGUACCUUCUCACGUGUACAGGUUCAUGCCCGGGAACCAGCCUCAGCUCUUCCUGGUCGACAGCCUGCAGACUGUUGGGGCGAUCAGCGUGGAGGCGUUUCAGGUCGGCAAGACGCCCAUGGCGGCGAUCGCGUGCCAGGGGGACGGGACGGCGGCAGCCGACUCGCUCAUCUUCACGUUCAACUCCAGCGGGCACCCGCGACUGCUGCAGAGGGUCGAGACGCACCUGGCACAGGGGGUCGCGCACAUGUCGAUCGACUGCCUUGACUACCUAGUCAUCUCCAACUCCUUCAACUUCACCAGCGCGACGGGAGAAGGGUCGGUGCUGGUGCUCAGGUGGGAGGAAACUGCUUUCACCCCCUACCAGCUGCUUCCCCUCCAGAGCCCCACGGCCGUCAGCGCCUACGUGGCCUCGACCCGCUCGUUUUUGCUCGUCGGUAGUCGGUUCGGAAACUCUUCUCUGUUCCUCUUCGACGGCGGCUACUUCCGUCUGCUCCCUCCCCUCUCCUCUGCCGUGCGCAUCGAGCGGCUCUCUUCUUUCGAGUACGGAGGCACCAGCAUCAUCAGCUUCGCUUCCUCCGCGCUUAACAAGGACGGGAGCGCGACCGUCGGCCUCGUCACCCACCCCAACCUGGUGGAGGAGGGAGGGAACUUCGUCUGGGAGGCGCCGGCCAGCGUCGCCGAGCUCCCGCUCCCUUCCUCCGUCAGCGACGUGCUGCACGUGCGAACUUUCGGUGGACCUGACUUCCUGGUGGUGAGCGAGAGGGAGAGGACAAGCGUCUUCGCGCUGCACCCCAGGAAGGCGCUGACAGGUCAGAGCCUUGCCGUGAUGCAGAACGGGACCGGUGGAGGCAACGCCGUGGCAACCUUCGAGGACCUGGCAGUUCCGGAGGCAGGCAGGUGGAACUUUCGGUUCUCCUCUGUGAACUUGGAGGAAGCGCAUACGGGUCCCUUCCUCGUCAAGGUUGGGCCCAGGCACUCCCUCUCUGUCCUCGUCCAGCCGGCGCAAGGGAGGGGAGGAGAGCCGCUGCUGGUCCAGCCCAGCGUCCGCUUCCUGGAUGCCGGAGGGAACUGGAUCGCAGACGCUGAGGGGGAUGUAGUGUCUGCGGUCCUGGAGCAGGACGACUCGACCUUUUGCCUCAACCGCUCCAAUGUCUCCUUCGCUACCACUGUGGGUGGGGUGGCGAACUUCACAGACCUGAUCAUCAAGAGGAUAGGUAGCGGGUAUACCUUCCUCUUCUCCUCCUCCACAUUCAACGUGACCUCCGCAAACGUCACCGUCCUCCCUGGCAACCCGACCUCCUUCCGCUGGGUUCGCUACCCCGCUGACAAUGAGACGGUAGGAACGCUCCUCUCCCAGCCCUCGCUCGUUGCCAUGGACCCGGCAUGCAACGACGCCGCCUCGCACUCGCUCAGGGUAACGAUCUCCUUCUCCUACGACCCCUCGGGGAUGGCGACGCUGCUGGGAACGACGACGAUCUACAGGAAGGGGCCAGUCGUGACGUUCACGGACUUGAUGAUCGACAAGACGGGCAGUCGGUUCCAGCUCAAGCUCCAGCUGGAGCGAGCGCCGGAUGCUCUCAGCUCCUCCUGGAAUGGGUCGGAGGUCUUGGAGCUCCCAGCAAGGUUUGCAGGAGGAGAUGUCUCCUCCUUCUUCUCCGUGUUGCCUCGUUCCUCUGGUAGCCUCGUGAGCACUAGGAGAGUGGUGGCAAGGGGCUGGGGGACGGCCUGGCCCAACGGGACUCUUGCUCUGUCCCUCGGCGCGUCUCCCCGCUCAGACUACCUGGCCGGCUUCUUCGUGCGCGUAAACUCCUCCUCCUCCUCCUCUCCCCAUCUCUUCCGCAUCAAGUCGCAGACGUUCGACCCAGCCACCUUCUCCGUGUCCCUGGUCCUCUUCGGAAACCCGCGGGACUUCCAGCUGGAGGGGCAGGUGAAGUAUGAGAUUCUGGCGCCAGCUGGGGACGAGCUGACGCUCGAAGUGCGGGGGAGCAACAGUCACCCGUCAGCCCACGGAGUCUACGACCUCCUGACCGAGGGCGAGUACCCCUCCUUCCUGCAGAGGACCACCACCUCCCUGCUCCUCAACGCCUCGGGUCUCGGGCUGGCGGCUGAGUACGACGGGGUCUACGCUGUGGUGCCCGAGCGGGUCAACGGGAAGACUUUGUACAAGCAAGAGGAGGGCAGCAACUUCUUGUUCCAAAACGGGACGGACUCAGUCUUGUACUGGCCGUCAGCGGACAAUACGCAGGAUCGGAGCGAGGGGUGGAUCUUCGACGAAGCUGCUUCGUCCUCCUCCUGGAUCGUCGGGGAUGCAGCGACGUUGAGCGGGGAGCGCGUCAACUUCAACGACCUCGUGGCGGUGGAGAGGAGGCACGUGAUCGAGUACGACCAGCUGAACCUCUCGUGGGUCCUGCGAGACGGCGAGACGGUCGUCUUCCGAGCUUCGAGCCAGCAGAAGUCGCCAGGUCUCUUCCUCCAGCAGUGGGUCGAGCUGAACCCCAGCAAUGGAGGGAUCUCGUGGAUAGCGAGCAGCCUCGAGAUCACCUACCAGCCUGCGGCCUCGUUCUCGGACGACUGGGGCAACGUUGCGGACUUUGAAGGCUUUCAGGACACGGAGCUCGUACCAAAGUCAAAGAUCUUCGCGCAGUCCUGCUUCUCAAACCUGCUCAUCCAGCGCCUCGUCUACGGCUCCUACACCUCCAAGAGCUUCCAAGUCCAAGGAAGGGACCUCGUCGUCCUCGUCAGCGGGGCAGAGGGCUGCCUCCCUGAGUUUCAGAUCAACUCGACGAUGAUGAUGUGGAUCAAGAGGAAAGUAAGCCUCCUCCGACAGAUCGACAACGGAGAUUUCGACGGGGAGCUGGACGCCUGCCCGGGGGGCUGGACCUGCGAGGGGAACGUGAGCAAGAACCACGACUGGAACUCUCCUUUCUUGGUCCAUCGCGCCCACGGGAGCUUCCAGCCGACCCGCCUUUUCAACUACAAGUCAAGACUGCCUCCCCCCGGCAUCGCCCUCGGCCCGUUCACAGGCAGGAUUUCCCAAACGAUCCUCCAUGGAGCGCACAAGGGAGACGUCAUUCGAGUCAACUUUAGCGCGGCCCAGGACUGGUUCAACGGGACCAUGUCGGCGUACCUGAGCAGGCCUGUUGGCCAGCUGACUGUACUGAUGAAUGAGGAGAGAGUCUUCGGGCCGAUUACUCCGUCCCCGAUCCACUACUACGAGCUGCAGAACUACUCGUUCCUUGCGCGGGUGGACCGGCCGUACUCCGUCUUGACGUUCCUCUACACGAGCUACGAGCAACGGUUCUCCCCUGACUACCCAGCCGCGAGGACCAUCGUCACAGCGGUGGAGAUCACCAUGCAUUCUUCGCUCCUCCCCUUCGAGGCGAUCGAGCUGACAGGGUCGAUGAUCCACCCUGAGUUCCAUGGCGAGUACAUGAAGACAGACGUCAAGUACGACGGAGGAGCGGGGCGAUGGUAUGGAGGAGCCAACGUGUACUGGAAGCAAGUCACCCAAGAUAUCAGCAUGAGCUGCUUCCUCUUCUUCGAACACUCGAGAGGCUCUUGGAUGGUCAUGUCAAACUAUCGCCUUCGCAGAGGAGCUCCUCCUGAGUUCGUGGCCGCGGGCUCUGCAUACUUGCUGCGAAGUUCCGAUGGAGGAGCAGAGCCGCUGCAUCGAGUGUCUCAGUUCGGUCCGGACUAUGCGGGUGUGCUGGGCCCGUGGAGGGAGUGGAACGCAAGCUUCGAUGUCAACGACACGAGGGCGGAGGAGGCUGGACUUCAGGCCCUGCGGGACUUGACAGCCUGCAAAUACGCCAACGUGACUAGCGGGCAGGGCUGCUUCUACGAGGAGAGCCUGGACUUGUCGAUCAAGGAGCUCCCCUCGACCUUGCAGACGAUCUUUGAAAUCCCGACGCUUGCUGCUGUCGACUGUGAAAACUUCACAGUGGGGAACUCCAAUUUCCUCGUCUUCGCCAGCUUCUAUAAUGAGUCCGGCAUCGGAAGCUACUUCGUGGACUCGCACGUGCGUUGGCGUGGGUGGACGCAGCAGAUGGAGGUGUACAAGUUCUCCAUCGACGGCUCCUACCAGCUCCAUCAGAACCUCUCUACAGCCGGAGCUAUCGACCUCGAGGUCUUCGAGCUCGCCGGUCAAAUCUGGCUAGUUGUAGCCCAGUACUUCGACGGGCUCUACUACACCAGCGGGUCCCCUCUCUACCGCUGGGUCGGGGAGGAGGACGGACAGUUCGAGCUGUACAAGACCCUCCCGACUAAGGCGCCGAGGCGAUGGAAGCACAUGCUGUGCGGCAGCACCAACUACCUCUUGGUCACACAGGGAUCUGUUUACAACUCCACCGACAUCUACGUGUGGAGGGACGCCUUGGCAGACUUCGUGCUCUACCAUUCCGUCGACCAGCCCGGAGAUGACCUGGGGAUCUUCCAGGACCAGUGCCUUUUUGUCGUUGCGGGCAGUUGUGACGGUUGCACCCGCGUCUAUCAGAUCCGCGAUGGGGUAGUUGCGAUGCAGCAGGCCCUCAACGUCGUCCGAGUGGUCGGCCUGUCAACUUUCCGGGCUGGUUCUCAGCUUGUCAUCGCCUUGACCAUCGGAAGCGACUCGGUCGAUGCGGGCUGCGGCAACAGCACCAGCAACAGCACCAGCUACUCCCCAGCUCAUGUCGAGCUCUUCGCUGCGACUCAUCCCGUCCCAGCUACCAACCGCACCAUCACCGUGCCGGAUGGCAGCGAGACCGUGCCAGGAGCAGCUCAACAUGUGUUCAUGGACAGCCAGCACUACCUCAUGGUACACUCCCUCACGGAGACUCAGCUGUGGGCAGUGGAGGGAACGGGCUUCAGAGGAGGGGCCAAGUCGCUGACCUUCUGGCCGGAGGACGGAGCAAACGCUGCGCUCGUCCGAUACUCAGGAGCUGCCCCGUGGUCGCGGUUUGACUGCAACGGAACGAGCCUCUACGCGUUCGAGAUGUCCAGCGCGAUGCGAUCCUCCUACUCCUCCUACUCCUUCGCGGUGCAGGGAAAGAAUCCUUGA
Messenger RNA from Guillardia theta CCMP2712, 16407 nucleotides. RefSeq lists its product as hypothetical. Gene Ontology annotation, biological process: signal transduction. Gene Ontology annotation, molecular function: protein binding. Bases 1 to 16407 code for a protein of 5468 amino acids. The transcript is spliced from 26 exons. Lineage: Eukaryota; Cryptophyceae; Pyrenomonadales; Geminigeraceae. The record is from RefSeq and is a predicted model, not a curated record.